Oncorhynchus masou masou (cherry salmon) is the source of this 5407-nucleotide messenger RNA. Its product is annotated as gamma-aminobutyric acid receptor subunit beta-3-like. Gene Ontology annotation, biological process: signal transduction; regulation of membrane potential; chloride transmembrane transport. Gene Ontology annotation, molecular function: GABA-A receptor activity; chloride channel activity; extracellular ligand-gated monoatomic ion channel activity. The transcript has 10 exons. Gene Ontology annotation, cellular component: synapse; neuron projection; GABA-A receptor complex. NCBI's taxonomy places the organism in Eukaryota, Metazoa, Chordata, Actinopteri, Salmoniformes, Salmonidae. The record is from RefSeq and is a predicted model, not a curated record. Bases 421 to 1944 code for a protein of 507 amino acids.
UAGACCUCUUAUGACACGUUGCAUCAGGUAUAGCAAUUCAGUCUAGGCCUACAUCUAUUUGGCCCAUUAUGUGACAUUUUAUUGGGAUUAGAACAUAUUCAGGUUUACGGUCAAUUAGAUGAAUAUCUGGAGUGAGAGGGGUUGGCUCCAAUCCAAGCAAGUACCUUUACCGCCUCCACCGGUGGAGUCUUUGCCAGUUGCCAAUAUACAUUUCAGUUAGGAGUAUAGUUCCUUCAUGUCUCCCCGUUGCAUAGAGAGAGAGGAGAGAAAUCCAAAAUACGAGUGAUGUCAAACCGAACAGAUCUGAACGGUCUGAAAAGCCAACGACUUCCUCCACGAGAACUUGCCAAUGGAAUAUUCUGAUUUGUAAACACAUUGUACCGUUUUUGCGUUGCACAUUUUUCACCAAAACAGUAAGGAAUGUGGGCUUUUCUGAGUGGAAAAUUAUUUAGUGUUCUUUCAGCACCAGUGAUUGUAGCUGUCGUGUGCUGCGCACAAAGCGUGAAUGAACCAGGGAACAUGUCGUUUGUGAAAGAGACGGUGGACAAACUACUAAAGGGAUAUGAUAUUCGUCUUCGACCAGACUUUGGAGGGGCCCCUGUUGCAGUUGGCAUGAGUAUAGAUGUGGCGAGCAUAGACAUGGUAUCCGAAGUCAACAUGGACUACACUUUAACCAUGUACUUCCAGCAGUACUGGAGGGACAAGAGGCUGGCGUACUUAGGGAUCCCACUGAACCUCACCCUGGAUAACCGGGUGGCAGAUUCACUCUGGGUCCCUGACACCUACUUCCUGAAUGACAAGAAGUCCUUCGUCCACGGUGUGACGGUCAAGAACCGCAUGAUCCGCCUCCACCCGGAUGGAACAGUGCUCUACGGCCUGAGGAUCACAACGACGGCAGCCUGUAUGAUGGACCUGAGGAGGUACCCUCUGGACGAGCAGAACUGCACUCUGGAGAUCGAGAGCUAUGGAUACACGACAGAUGACAUUGAGUUCUACUGGAAGGGAGGAGACAAUGCAGUGACGGGAGUGACACGCAUUGAGCUGCCACAGUUCUCCAUAGUGGACUACAAGCUGGUGUCCAGAAAUGUUGUCUUUUCCACAGGUGCCUACCCACGACUGUCUUUGAGCUUCAAGCUAAAGAGGAACAUUGGCUACUUUAUCCUGCAGACCUACAUGCCCUCCAUCCUGAUCACCAUCUUGUCCUGGGUCUCCUUCUGGAUCAAUUACGAUGCCUCGGCUGCAAGAGUGGCAUUAGGGAUCACCACUGUGCUCACCAUGACCACCAUCAAUACCCAUCUGAGAGAGACGCUUCCCAAGAUCCCCUACGUCAAGGCCAUUGACAUGUACCUGAUGGGCUGCUUCGUCAUGGUUUUCCUGGCCCUGCUGGAGUACGCCUUCGUCAACUACAUCUUCUUCGGCCGUGGGCCACAGAUGCAGAAGAAGCUGGCAGAGAAAGCCGAGAGGGCCAACAACGAGAGAGCGGCCAAAUAUGACACCAAUCGGUCUCCUCAGGAAGGAGGUAAAACGUCAUCUCUUAAGCUGACUAAGCAGCCUAAUAGAGCAAAAACGCUCCGUGUCUCACAGUCGGCGGAGUCCCACGGUAAUAUCCUGCUGACCACCCUGGAGAUCCACAACGAGGUGGCCGGAAAUGAGGUCACCACCAGCCUGGCGGACAGCAGGAACUCCUCCGUCAUGGGAUUUGACAACACCAGCACAGGUACCGGCGUCCAGUGCAGGAAGGCGAGCCGGGCCUCGGGUCCUCGCCACAGCCUCGACAGGCACGCCCAGCUCAAGAGGCACAAACUGCGGCGGCGCUCGUCGCAGCUCAAAAUCAAAAUCCCUGACCUGACGGACGUAAACGCCAUCGACAGGUGGUCGCGGAUUAUCUUCCCCUCCGUUUUCUCCCUCUUUAAUCUAAUCUACUGGAUGUAUUAUGUCAACUGAUUGACUGAUUUUAGGGUUAGAUGGUGUUGUCAUUUUUUUUCGUUCUCCUUCGUCAUCAUUUUGUCUUGGAAAAACAAAGGACUGCCUCUAUGUCACACAGACAAACUGCUUUGACCCUUUUGUUCAAGGUUUUAUAUUUGCAGUCGUACUCAAAUUGUGGAUUGCGGUGGGAUUGCUAAUUCUUCAAAUUUUGUACAGAACUAUGUAGAUAAAUACCCAUACUGUAGGACUGGGACUGUAUACUUCCCAGUCUUUUUGCCCUCUCUGCAGUUUGAUAAUGUUCUUUAUACCCAUUUCAAUUUGUGCAAUCUGCAAGAAAGAAAAGGGAACCAUAAAAAAAAAAGUUUUGUUAACAAACCCAAAUAAAAUACCAAUGUUAUGUAAUGUAUUAUGCAUAUACACAAUGAAUUGUGGUGUAAACUUUAUCAUUAUUUACAUAUUAUUUUUUAUGAAUGCGGAUCAAUACAAAAAUUAUAUACUCAUGUUUUGUGAUGCUUGCCAUCUUUAUCACGUAUAUAUUUUUUUGUCUUGGUCAGAUAAUAUCUUUUUCAAGUGCACAUACAGUAUUUGCAUAUUUUACAGUGAAGUGGUCCUGUUUCUGUAUGUCUAUGUACAGUGUAUUAUUAUUAUUAUUAGUAGUAGUAAUAGUAGUAGUAGUAUUGCUAUUAUUAUUAUUAUCAUCAUUAUUAUUAUUACUAUUAUUAUUAUUAUUACAUACUGAACUAUAAUAUUUUAACACAGGUGCAAAUUAAUGUCUAGGGUUGAGGGUUAUAAUAUCUCAGGUUCUGGAUUUUGCUAAUUGGCGUCCAUUAAGUUUUCAAAAUCCUGUCAAGCAGUCUUGAAAUUGGAAUAUUGAUUGGUAAUCUAAACAUACCCACCACUGCACUCAAUGAAUCUGUCAUGGUUCACAUCUUUUUCUACCUGAUAUUGUGAAUGCAUGACAGGAUUUCACUCAGUAAAUUGACUUCAUUCCUUUAAAUCAGCUCCACCUUUGAUACUGUAGCUGUGGAACUCUCCUGCCAAUGGCCUUGUGCUAUAUACUGUAUAACAUGUCUUUGUGAAAUAUUUGGAUAUUUUUGUAAGGUGUAACGUUGACUAUAACUACAGUAUGUUAACUCCCUCUCUUGCGUGCGAGCAUUGUAGACCAUAGAUUCCCUCUGUACACAACAUUCCACGGAAGUGGCAGGGUUGAGGGUUUGUUCACAACAUUCCACGGAAGUGGCAGGGUUGAGGGUUUGUUCACAACAUUCCACUGAAGUGGCAGGGUUGAGCGUUUGUUCACAACAUUCCACUGAAGUGGCAGGGUUGAGCGUUUGUUCACAACAUUCCACUGAAGUGGCAGGGUUGAGGGUUUGUUCACAACAUUCCACUGAAGUGGCAGGGUUGAGCGUUUGUUCACAACAUACCACUGAAGUGGCUGAGCGUUUGUUUGUUUUUGACCAUUUGACUGAUCUUCACUGCUGAAAUGACCUCCAACUGUAAAUAUAAUGUAUAUAACAGAUGUGAUGUCAGUGUGCAAAUUUGUAUUUGGAGUUGUCUAAUUAGUUGUCUGUUUUAUAAGACCAUGUGAAAUACCGAUGACAUUUCUGUCCUCUUUAAAUGCUUGAACAUCUAUUGAAUUAACAUAUGGGGUUGAUCAUAUAUAUUUUUUUUAUAAGCAAUGAAUGCCAUGAGAGACUAUCUAUCAAAUGCACAGCCAAUAUAAAUAAUACAACAAAACGCAUUGUAAAUCAAGGUCAUUGAGACCACUGAUAGCGGCAUAUCAUCGUCAUCCAUUUCUAUAUUUCUAUAUAUCUAUUCUGCACAGCUAUCAAAGAAGCACAUAUGAUGUAUUAGUCUCUCAGUAUACAACUGAUGCAUGAAUUCUGUUCUACAGGGCAAGGACAACGAGCCAUAGUCAUUAGAUUGUAACCAAACAUCGAACACAUCCCAUGAGGAGAUGUAAUCAACGGCAUGGGAGUAGCUAACAUUUGAUGAAACAUUACCAUUGUCCAUAUCACGCUGCUCUGGGCGAGAGAACAUGCCUAGAUGGCACUGUCUCUUGUUUCUCUAUGCAUGUUAUAUCGCAUGAGUAGUGGCGAUAAAAAUGUAAAAAAAUAACCUUAACCCUAUCAUCUUAGACCUGUAUCUCAGAUUACAAGUACAGUUCAAGAGAUUGUGAUAAACUGCCAGUCUCUGGUUGGUUACAGAGCAACCAAUCAUAUCCUGGGGUCAAUGGCUGGGAUUCACAACGACAGUUUUCAAAUAUAUAACACAUUUAUAUACGCAUAAAGAAUAAGUCGUGCGCCCAUGUAUUUUACCAUUACCAACUUGCAGCCAAUUGCUUAUAGUAGUGACAUGUAUCUCUGGUAUGUAAAUACACUUUGCUACUUGAUCAUUAAGCUUGUUGUGUGUUUUGGGUUUGAGUGAUAUAAUGGCAGAGUGUGUGGUUACACACGCUGGCCUUUAAACAGUUACAGACCCUGUGGUUUCCCGUCCCUUUUCUACUGUGUAGAUGAGGCAGUGUUGGCUGGGUCUUGGUGUAAGAUGACUAAUAUCCCUUGUUCUUGGCGUAAGAUAGGUAAUAUCUCUUGGUCUUGGUGUAAGAUGAGUCAUUUCUCUUGGUCUUGGUGCAAGAUGAAUUAAAUAUCUUGGUCUUGGUGAAAGAUGAAUAAAAUAUCUUGGUCUUGGUGAAAGAUGAAUAAAAUAUCUUGGUCUUGGUGAAAGAUGAAUAAAAUAUCUUGGUCUUGGUGUAAGAUUAAUAAAAUAUCUUGGUCUUGGUGUAAGAUUAAUAAAAUAUCUUGGUCUUGGUGAAAGAUGAAUAAAAUAUCUUGGUCUUGGUGAAAGAUGAAUAAAAUAUCUUGGUCUUGGUGUAAGAUUAAUAAAAUAUCUUGGUCUUGGUGUAAGAUGAGUAAUCUUUCCCGAGAUGCAAAGACUUGAGUUCGCCCUUCAGAGCUAAUGCCUAGGCUUUAGCUCAGAGGGCUAACACAGUCUUGUGGCAUGCAAGAGACCUGGGUUUGAAUCCCGGUCAGUCACAUUGGCACAUUCAAUCUGACACUGUUUCAUGCAUUAAGUGCACUCAUCGUUGCUGGCUUCUAAUGUUGUCUGGCCCAUUAUGGAAUGUCAACAUGUUCUGUUCUGCCAUAAAUGUAUUUAGGUAUAGAUAUCUGUGUUUGUUUUUCUCCCUUAUUUAUUUAGGUUAUAAUGUUGCUCUAUUCAUGAAAUAAUAUCAAUAUAUGACAGUAAUAUCUGGUUUUGCAUCCAUUCAAAUCAAUGAUUUCUGUAGCACACCUGUACAUACGCUAUAGCAACAGGAUGAACAAUGGACAAACUUCAGAGACAACAUUUCUUGUUCCUAAUGCAUUUCUGUUGAAUGAUUGAAUCUAGAAAAAGCCCAAUAGUUUAUGAUUUAUAUGUCCGGUGAAGAUAAACAAAUGAUUACCAGAAUUCCUGGAUUGUGAUUAAAACCGUAUUUAUCAAUGAA